Messenger RNA from Parnassius apollo (apollo), 954 nucleotides. The record is from the annotation of a GenBank genome assembly. Lineage: Eukaryota; Metazoa; Arthropoda; Insecta; Lepidoptera; Papilionidae.
AUGUGCACCCGCCUUUUCCUUUGCGCGUUCGCGGCAAUCGCGAUAGCUGGCAACGGUCACGCUGCGAAAAUCCUCGGUCUAUUUCCUCAUACCGGAAAAAGCCACCAGAUGGUCUUCGAACCGCUGUUACGAAGUCUUGCGGAAAGAGGACACCAUGUUACUUCAGUUUCAUUUUUCCCGCUGAAAAAUCCUCCUGCGAACUAUACCGAUGUGAGUCUCGAAGGUAUUGCCGGCUUGGGAGUCGAAACGUUCGACUUGUCCAUAUACGAGGCCCCGAAUUUGCUCCUUAAAAUACCGAUAGUGAACAGAAUUUUUAAUCAGCUGAUGGCGUUUCACCCUUUAGCGGGAAUGGCGUUGGAUGUGUGCGGUAAGGCCCUCAAUUGGCCUCCAUUGAUUGAAGCACUUAAGUCAGAUUAUGAUGUUGUGCUCGUAGAGAAUUUUAAUAGUGACUGCAUGCUUGGACUUCUUCAUAUUUAUGGAAUAAAAUCGCCAGUUGUUGCUUUGUUAACGACCUAUUUAAUGCCGUGGUCAGGCAACAGAAUCGGUGUAUUCGAGAACCCGGCAUAUGUACCAGUUGUUAGUACUUCGUUCACAUCCCGCAUGACGUUUCUAGAUAGAUUGGAAAACACUUUUGUAUACUUAUAUCACAACUUCUGGUUUCGUUACUUAAUACAAGUAAAAGAGCGAGAACUGAUUGAGAAACGUUUUGGUAGAAAGAUCCCAGAUCUGCAAGAUUUGGGGAAAAACUAUUCGCUCAUGAUUGUGAACACGUUCCACGCUUUGAAUGGGGUGAGACCCACCGUGCCAGGUGUGGUUGAAGUUGGCGGUAUGCAUUUAGAUCACACAAGGAAAAUUAUACCUGAGCAGCUGGAAAGCUGGAAACCUUUUGGAACUCACUAUUUGUAUGUUUCUGUAUUGUUGGAAAAAUUAGAAGUAUAUUACUGGGAACGCUAA